ACACUCUCUCCGGGAUCUCGCGCUCGCAACUACCUCUGUUUCAAGCUUGUUGCAAUCUUCCACGUCUUUUGCACUGCACCUUGCUGAAGGUCAUCAGUGAUGGCAUGUGUGUGUGCUGCUGCUUUUUUGACAGGUUUCGGUGGUGCUCACGACUAAUGCUGCAAUGUCGUCGACUGCAUGUGGAUUUAUGCAGACGGUUUGCUGCUGUUUUUAUGUGUGUAGCAGGUCUGAUGAUGCAGAGAUAUGAUUAGACGAUUUUUUUUGCAUUUGUAGUACUUGCGAGUUGUAGAUUUUAGUGUAGUUUUGUCUAUUGUUGUGUUUGUUCAGGAGGCAGUUGUGUUGCAUUGCAGUACAUGUUACCCCAGGAUUUUUACCCAUAUUGCAUGGAAAUUGCAGAAGUAGUUGUUUGUGUUUGUUUUUAUUUGAUAUCUGUUAGUGAUAGCUAUAUAAGUUUUCCCUUUCAGAAGUUAGUGAAGAUGCUACAUUGCAUUUUUUAUGUGGCCUCCUAAAAUGAAUGACCAACCAGCAUUUUCAUGCAAUGACCAAGUACAUUUCAGAUUUUUUUCACGAGUUUCAGAUUUUUCAUGCAUUCCUUCUCUAUAGCUUUUAGUGUUGUUAAUGGGUGUUCUGAACAUUUCCUUUUUGUUCUUUUUUUUUGCAGUGAUCCAAAAAUGGAUGAUGAUGAAUCUUCCGAUAGGUCGUUUUCAACGCGCUUUUCAGCUAGCCGUUUGCGUGAGGUUGCAGAGAAGGAGCUGAAUGCUAACAAGAGGGCAGUGCUAGAGAAGUCGAGUUUUGGUUCGUUGUUGAAGAUCAGACCAUUUUCUGUACCUCUUGAGCUGAUUGACUGGGUAGUUAUGAGAAUUGACACUAAGCAUUCUUUGUUCAGCCAUAAAAAGAAGACUAUAUUGUUCACUAGAGACAUGGUGCAAAAUUUUUUUAAUGUCCCAUCCGGACCAAGGGUAGUGGAGCUGCUGAAGAGGAACGAACGUUGCGAGCUGCGCGACAUAUAUCGAGAAGGCACAAGGGCUCCAAUUAAGAAAUCCAUUUCUGUAAUUAAGAAAGCAUCGGAUAAUGAUGUUGUUACUUUAGAGAGGACUUGGGUUCUUUUAUGCCUUGCUCUCAUGCUAGUUCCUGGCACCGGCAACAUGGUCUCGUUGGACUACCUUGCUAGCUUGAAGGACUUGGAUGAACUGAAUGAGUUUGCGUGGGACGAGCAUGUGUUGGCAACUGCGUUGAGGGAGGCGAGGAAUUACCAACUAAAGAGGGAGGCUGGGGCAAGUGGCUUCUGGAUAGGGGGCUGUCUACCUAUGUUCGUGGUAUGCCAAACGCAAAUCAUUUUUGUCUAUGUUUUCAUUGGUUCAUAUUUUUGCUUUACUUUAUUUUAUUUUGCUCGCAACAAUCAUAUGUACGUACAACCUUCUGAUUUGUUUUCUUUUUCAAAAAUAUAUGUAGUUAAUUUACAUGGAUUUCCUGGAUGUGCCUCGGUCAUUGAUUAGUGAGGAGACGUUCAACUACUCGCUGCCCAGGGCUUGCUUUGUGUGCAAUGCAGAUUUUGAGCUUGUUAAAGAAUUUGACAGGAACAAGCUCACCCUCGAGAAGGUUGAUUUUGGAAAGCGCAA
Molecule: messenger RNA, 1619 nt
Organism: Aegilops tauschii subsp. strangulata
Lineage: Eukaryota; Viridiplantae; Streptophyta; Magnoliopsida; Poales; Poaceae
Source: RefSeq, a predicted model, not a curated record